AGGAAAUUAAAGCACCAUCUCCAGCCUCUGAUUCAUCUUCUAGUAGUGACAGCGAGGAUGAAGCAACAAUGCACAUAAAGACACAAGGACAAGGGGAUGUCCAUUUGUCAAGGCUCCCAGUGAAAGUGUCUCCAACAGUAAGUCAUGGCCCAGGAACACAAUGGCCUACCGUGGAUCUUCGGCAUAUUCCUCACGUCAAGAGGCGUCUAGAUAUCAAACCAGCACAACCACGUUCUGUCCAUAACCCAGAAAAACAGUGGCCUGCCAUAAAUUUGGGGCAUACUACAAGCAUCAAGAGGAGUCAGGAUAUCAAAGCACCAUCUCCAGCCUCUGAUUCAUCUUCUAGUAGUGACAGCGAGGAUGAAACAACAAUGCACAUAAAGACACAAGGACAUGGGGAUGUCCAUUUGUCAAGGCUCCCAGUGAAAGUGUCUCCAACAGUAGGUCAUGGCCCAGGAACACAAUGGCCUACCGUGGAUCUUCAGCAUAUUCCUCACGUCAAGAGGCGUCUAGAUAUCAAACCAGUACAACCACGUUCUGUCCAUAACCCAGAAAAACAGUGGCCUAACAUGGAUUUGGGGCAUGCUACAAGCAUCAAGAAGAGUCAGGAUAUCAAAGCACCAUCUUCAGCCUCUGAUUCAUCUUCUAGUAGUGACAGUGAGGAUGAAACAACAAUGCAUGUAAAGCCACAUGGACAAGGUGAUGUCCAUUUGUCAAGGCUCCCAGUGAAAGUGUCUCCAACAGUAAGUCAUGGCCCGGGAACACAAUGGCCUACCGUGGAUCUUCGACAUAUUCCUCACAUCAAGAGGCGUCUAGAUAUCAAACCAGCACGACCACGUUCUGUCCAUAACCCAGAAAAACAGUGGCCUGCCAUAAAUUUGGGGCAUACUACAAGCAUCAAGAGGAGUCAGGAAAUCAAAGCACCAUCUCCAGCCUCUGAUUCAUCUUCUAGUAGUGACAGUGAGGAUGAAACAACAAUGCAUGUAAAGACACAUGUACAAGGGGAUGUCCAUUUGUCAAGGGCUCCAGUACAAGUGUCACCAACAGUAAGUCAUGGCCUGGGAACCCAAUGGCCUACCGUGGAUCUUCGGCAUAUUCCUCACGUCAAGAGGCGUCUAGAUAUCAAACCAGCACGACCACAUUCUGUCCGUAAUCCAGAGACACAGUGGCCUACCAUUGAUCUUCAGCAUACUACAAGCAUCAAGAGGAGUCAGGAAAUUAAAGCACAAUCAUCAGCCUCUGAUUCAUCUUCUAGUAGUGACAGUGAGGAUGACACAACAAUGCAUGUAAAGACACAGGGACAAGGGGAUGUCCAUUUGUCAAAGACUCCAGUACAAGUGUCUCCAACAGUAAGUCAUGGCCCAGGAACACAAUGGCCUACCGUGGAUCUUCAGCAUAUUCCCCGGAUCAAGAGGCGUCUAGAUAUCAAACCAGCACCACCACGUUCUGUCCGUAAUCCAGAGACACAGUGGCCUACCAUGAAUCUUCAGCAUACUACAAGCAUCAAGAGGAGUCAGGAUAUCAAAGCACCAUCUCCAGCCUCUGACUCAUCUUCUAGUAGUGACAGCGAGGAAGAAACAACAAUGGACAUAAAGACACAGGGACAAGGUGAUGUCCAUUUGUCAAGGCUCCCAGUGAAAGUGUCUCCAACAUUAAGUCAUGGCCCAGGAACACAAUGGCCUACCGUGGAUCUUCAGCAUAUUCCUCACAUCAAGAGGCGUCUAGAUAUCAAACCAGCACGACCACGUUCUGUCCAUAACCCAGAAAAACAGUGGCCUGCCAUAAAUUUGGGGCAUACUACAAGCAUCAAGAGGAGUCAGGAUAUCAAAGCACCAUCUUCAGCCUCUGACUCAUCUUUUAGUAGUGACAGCGAGGAUGAAACAACAAUGCAUGUAAAGACACAGGGACAUGGGGAUGUUCACAUUUCAAGACCAGAUACAAAGAGUCACAGCCCAGAUGCACAAUGGCCUACCAUGGAUCUUAAGCAUACUACAAGCAUCAAGAGGAGUCAGGAAAUCAAAGCGCCAUCUUCAGCCUCUGAUUCAUCUUCUAGUAGUGACAGUGAGGAUGAAACAACAAUGUACAUUAAGACACAGGGACAAGGGAAUGUCCAUUUGUCAAGGCUUCCAGUACACGUGUCUCCAACAGUAAGUCAUGACCUGGGAACACAAUGGCCUACCGUGGAUCUUCAGCAUAUUCCUCACAUCAAGAGGCGUCUAGAUAUCAAACCAGCACCAACACGCUCUGUCCAUAACCCAGAAACACAGUGGCCUGCCAUGAAUCUUGGGCAUACUACAAGCAUCAAGAGGAGUCAGGAUAUCAAAGCACCAUCUCCAGCCUCUGAUUCAUCUUCAAGUAGUGACAGCGAGGAUGGAACCAUAAGAUAUGUGAAGACACAAGAACACAUACCAAGGCUUCCGGUUAAAGUAUCUCCAAGCACAAGCAAUAAAGCAGAAACACAGUGGCCUAACAUGGAUCUUCAUCAUACUACAAGCAUCAAGAGGAGUCAGGAAAUCAAAGUGCCAUCUCCAGCCUCUGAUUCAUCUUCUAGUAGUGACAGUGAGGAUGAAACAACAAUGCACAUAAAGACACAGGGACAAGGGAAUGUCCAUUUGUCAAGGCUUCCAGUACAAGUGUCUCCAACAGUAGGUCAUGACCUGGGAACACAAUGGCCUACCGUGGAUCUUCAGCAUAUUCCUCACAUCAAGAGGCGUCUAGAUAUCAAACCAGCACCAACACGCUCUGUCCAUAACCCAGAAAUACAGUGGCCUGCCAUGAAUCUUGGGCAUACUACAAGCAUCAAGAGGAGUCAGGAUAUCAAAGCACCAUCUCCAGCCUCUGAUUCAUCUUCUAGUAGUGACAGCGAGGAUGAAACAACAAUGCACGUAAAGACACAGGGACAAGGGGGUGUUCACAUUUCAAGACCAGAUACAAAGAGUCACAGCCCAGGUACACAAUGGCCUACCAUGGAACUUAAGCAUACUACAAGCAUCAAGAGGAGUCAGGAAAUCAAAGCGCCAUCUUCAGCCUCUGAUUCAUCUUCUAGUAGUGACAAUGAGGAUGAAACCAUAAGAUAUGUGAAGACACAAGAACACAUACCAAGGCUUCCUGUUAAAGUAUCUCCAACCACAAGCCAUAAAGCAGAAACACAGUGGCCUAACAUGGAUCUUCAGUAUACUACAAGCAUCAAGAGGAGUCAGGAUAUCAAAGCACCAUCUUCAGCCUCUGGUUCAUCUUCUAGUAGUGACAGUGAUAGUGAGGAUAAGAAUGAGGACCACAAAUCUAAAAUAGAAAACAAAUUUGUACAGCCUCAAAAUGUCCCAAUCAACAUUCCUCAUAGUCCAAAAACAGAGCAGAAUAUCAAAUUAGAAAAAUAUACAGUUCUGUCAGAUGACUUGGAAAACAAACCAAGAACUAACAACAUCCAUGAUACAUCUGAGAUAAAUUCAGAGCUGCAGAAUCGCUGGGCCACAAUGAAUCUUGGUAUUUCCCGCUUCAGAAAGCGCCUUGAAAUUUCUUCACCAACACAUGAGACUUCCUUAUCACCACCCAACUCUCCCAUCAGUGAAAGUCCAGCUGGAAGGAAAAGCAGCACGAGACUAAAGAGAAGGGGUGACGGAAUCAGUGAAAAGGCUCACGCCUCACUGUCUGAUUCCUCCUCCAGCAGCAGCAGCGAGGAUGAGAUAGACCACAGAGUUCCAGACCUAAGUCUUGGUGUCCCUCGUCUUAAAAGGCGUCUCGAUAUCAAGGCACCGUCACCAGAGCCAAGUAAUUCCCCAUCCUCUUCCAGUGAGAGUGACGAUAAUGCGACAGGAUACACUACAACAAAAAGCACACAUGCAUCACACAUGUCAAGAAUCACAGAUUAUGACUCUCCAAUCACAUACAAGCGUUUAAUAAUCAAAACUUCAUCAGCCCCUGAGAGUUAUGUCUACCCCAGCAGCAAGAUUGUUGCACAAGAACACGAGGGAGAACAAAAUGCAUCUGUUUCCUCAAAGAGAGUUCGCAGUAUGGGCUUACACAAUAUAAUAAAGAGAAAGAUUGGGCGUGACACUGUGGACCUACCACCCGAGAUAAAGUGGACUGGUCAUCAUCUACCUGACCUCUCUAUCUCCACUCCAAGAAGUCUGAAUGCCAGUAGCAGUGUUGACAACUCACCCGGCAGUGCAUACACUAUUCCACAGCUUCUAUCCGAGGAGAGAAGGGAAAGGAAAGGUCUCAGUGCCAUAAAAGCCAUAUCAACAGAGAGACAAAACUGGGAUACUGAAGAUUUACAUGCAAGUGCAUCUCCUUUAUUCAAUCACCGUGAUCUACAAGAUGACACUCAUUAUCGCAGAUCUGAGGCAAAUAUCACACCACUGUCGAAACUGCCAUCUGCAGCUCCGGUAGAAGAAGCUACGGAUUUUAUGUAUGGUAUUCCCAGCUACAGGAGGCAUGCUGUUAGAAAUAUUGAGCUGUUGAAAGAGGCCCCACCUCCGGUUCCAUCGACACCACCACCAGAUGAGACGGAGGAGCUCACAUGGAGAUCUCUUUAGAGCAGUAAAAAGUAAGAGUGAGAUGAUAACAAGUCCUUUCAGCAGCAAAGAAGAAACACCAAGGAAUCUGAUCCUUCUUUGCUCUACUUCAAACUCUGACUCUUAAAACGUGAUCAGUAAUGUUUUAAUAUCUCUUCAUCCCAUAUACGUUCAAACAAGCAAAUAAUUAGCCUUAUGCUGUGAUCUUAAAGUGGACAAUGAAUACAAUUUAUGUGUUGUACAUUAUGUACUUUUUUUAGUUUUACACAUGAAAUUAAAUGUAUACUCUGGUAAUUUACUGCGUGGAGCUUUUGUAGAGAAAUGCUGAACACUAUUAAAUAAGAACAUUAUCUUAUUUCUGAAAUAAUUUUUCUAAAGGUGUCUUCCUGUUAAUAACUUAACAAUUAAGGAAGUUGUUAAUAGACUAAUUUAAAGACUUUAAUAAGACUGUGUUCUGAUAUAAUGACAGACUGAACAAAGGGAAUGAUGUCUUCAGAACAAACUAUUAACCAAAGAGCCCAAAUAUAAGCCAGUAAGUUAAUAAACCUUUUUAUUUAUGUAUAUAGACAUAGGUUAUAGUGAAAACAGACAUAUAGACACUUAACAUAGUUUACAUACAUAUAUACAGUUGGGACAAGGCUGUUCAUCCUCCUGCAUUAUCAUGGGAGAAUACUAGAACACUGAUCUCUACACAGUUUUUGGUAAGCAAUCCAACAACUAAUUCAAUCUUAUGCUGAUGGUUGAUGCAUUGUAAUGACAAUAGAUGUUGUUUUCACCUGCAGUAGAUUUCACUGAAGGUUGACGUGUAUUAUGUUCUGAACAAAUUUCAAUGAGUAUUGUGUGUGUGUGUAUCUUAAACAGAAUGGUGCAAGAGUUGCAAAACAAUUUACUGUAUGCAUUUGCAAUAAAUAAAAUUCUAUCCUGUG
This is a messenger RNA of Mugil cephalus (flathead mullet), 5440 nucleotides long. RefSeq names its product mucin-4-like. The coding region runs from base 69 to 4535 and encodes 1488 amino acids. Gene Ontology annotation, cellular component: nucleolus; nucleoplasm. Lineage: Eukaryota; Metazoa; Chordata; Actinopteri; Mugiliformes; Mugilidae. The transcript has 2 exons. The record is from RefSeq and is a predicted model, not a curated record.